Clonostachys rhizophaga is the source of this 1113-nucleotide messenger RNA. Lineage: Eukaryota; Fungi; Ascomycota; Sordariomycetes; Hypocreales; Bionectriaceae. The record is from the annotation of a GenBank genome assembly.
AUGGCGAUUCGCCGCGCCUAUUCGUCCAAGACGACCCUGUCACUCGCCAUCCUUGACGACUACCUCACCACUUCUUCACCUCACUUCGCCAAAAUCCCGACUUCCAAGCUCCAGAUCACCACAUUCAACGAUACCAUCGUCCCAAGCAGCGAGCUGGACCAGGCGCGGUUGGUCGAGCGGCUCCAGCCCUUCGACCUCAUCUCAACAGUCCGCGAACGAACCGCCUUCCCAGGCUCCCUCCUACGCCAGCUACCCAAUCUCAAACUCCUGCUGGCCACUGGCACACAGUUUGAGAUGUUCGACCUCGCAUCAGCAAAGCAGCUAGGCAUCACGGUCGCUGCGGCCCCUGGUCUGGGUCGCACCGACCAAGCUGGGCCUGUACGCCCCAACAUCAAGAAGGGCAGCGUCCACCCCACGACACAGCACGCUUGGGCACUGAUCCUGGCCCUCGCCCGCAAUGUUGCCGCCGAUGACGCCCUGCUCAAGGCGGAGUGGCCUCGCCACGGGCUUCCUGGGCUGACGCUGGGCACUGUUGGGCUGGGCCGGCUGGGUGCUGCUGUGGCUCGCGUUGCGCACCUCGCAUGGGGCAUGCGCGUCGUUAGCUGGAGCGAGAACCUGACGCAGGAAAAGGCCGACCAGAUGGCUGUCGCUGUCGGUCUCUCUCCCGACGCAGGCAUCGACGGCGCCAAGACCUUCCAGGCCGUCAGCAAGCAGGAGCUCUUCGCCAGCGCCGACGUUGUGAGCAUCCAUUACGUGUUGAGCGACCGCUCGCGUGGCAUUGUCUCUGCGAAAGAGCUGGAGCAGAUGAAACCGUCAGCGCUUCUUGUCAACACUUCACGCGGUCCAUUGAUUGAUCACGUCGCCCUGGUUGACACGCUGGAGAGGGGCAAGAUACGGGGAGCCGCCUUGGACGUUUUUGAUAUUGAGCCCUUGCCAUCAACUAGCCCAUGGAGGCGUAACAACUACUGGGGUCUGGAUGGACGUUCAGCCCUUCUGACAACCCCGCACAUGGGAUACGUGGACGAGGGACUGAUGAAUACCUGGUAUGCAGAAACCGCCGAGAACGUAGAGCGCUGGCUCAGGGGGGAAGAUGUCCUCCACCGCCUCACUUGA